UUUCUUGCAAUUUGCAGAAAGAAACGCUAUAAAGCAUAAAGUGUAUAAUAAAUAUGAGUCAUUUGUAUAGAUUAAGCUAAUACAAGGGAUAGACAAAGAUAAUUUGUCUCACGCACUCGUUUGGAAAGAAAAAGAGGAAGGAAAGGAUGCAAAUCUCAUGGGGAGCAGCACGUCGCCAUAGCAACGGAACGCGCGGAAACCGGACUGAUGUUUCGCAUUCCGCCGUUCCGGGCAGCAGCUGCGACUGUCAGCUGUUCAAUAUGGAACGAUAGCAAAGUGCAGUCACUUGUAGGAGUCGGUCGACGUAGGAUACAGCCAGCCAUCACCAGCCGAACGUUGGUCUUCGUAUUAGCGCGCGUGAAGAGUGGGUGCGAGCGGGUGGAGACGGAGACGGGGUGAGAUAGACAGACGGAGAAAGAGUGUGAGGACCGUGCUGCGCCGCGAGAGCGGACCGUCAGAGUGAGAGAGCGUUCGUACGCGCGCCACUCGUCGAGAGUUUUUUUUAUGCGAGAUCUCACGCCAGAUCAACCUGGAUGUAUUAACGCAAGGGCUAAAAUACGGCAUAUCAGGACUAAUGAACCUCGCAACCAAUCAGACGUCCGACACGACGUCCGAGGCGCAGAACAAUGGUCCCUACUUCGUUAACUUCAAUCAGGACUGCACGUCCCUGGCAGUGGGAUCAAAGUCAGGAUAUAAACUUUAUUCAAUCAGUUCCACUGGCCAUCUUGAGAAAAUAUAUGAAAAUGAUGAUACAGACUUUGAGGAUAUAUGUAUUGUUGAGCGAUUGUUUAGCAGCAGUUUGGUGGCGAUUGUUAGUCUUAAAUCUCCUCGUACGCUCACGGUAUGCCACUUUAGGAAAGGAACAGAAAUAUGCAACUACAGUUACUCCAAUACGAUUUUGGCUGUGAAACUCAACAGAGCUAGAUUGGUCGUAUGUCUGGAAGAAUCGUUAUACAUUCAUAAUAUACGAGAUAUGAGAGUGUUGCAUACAAUUCGCGACACUCCACCUAAUCUAACAGGCCUUUGUACACUAUCACCAAAUAGUGACAAUUGUUAUUUAGCUUAUCCAGGGUCGAACACUAUUGGAGAAGUCCAAAUAUUUGAUGCGAUCCAUCUUCAAGCCAAAACAAUGAUACCUGCACACGAUAGUCCAUUGGCAGCAAUCGCUUUCAGCUCGACUGGCACCAAAGUGGCAACAGCUUCCGAAAAAGGCACUGUGAUUAGAGUCUUUGAUGUCCACGAGGGUACAAAGUUAUUCGAAUUUCGGCGCGGAGUUAAGAGAUGCGUCACGAUAAGCAGUCUUUCAUUUAGUAUGGAUUCUAUGUGGCUCUGUUGCUCUAGUAAUACAGAAACUGUGCAUAUAUUCAAAUUGGAGGAACCAAAGGAAACGCCAAACAAGCAAACUGCAGACGAAGCCCAAGGCUGGAUGGGAUACUUGACGAAGGCUGUGACAGCGUCGGCUACAUACUUGCCGUCGCAAGUGACUGAUGUUUUUACCCAAGGACGUGCUAUCGCCUGCGUUCAUCUACCGUUUCAAGGAUUAAAAAAUGUCUGUGCCAUCACUGUAACACAUAAAGUACCAAAACUAUUAGUAGCUAGUGCCGAUGGUUAUUUGUAUGUCUACUCCAUGGAUUUAACGGACAGUAAUAGUUGCACUCUUAUAAAACAGCAUAGAUUAGAUGAUAAAGAGCGAGAUGAGUCGGAUGGCGGUUCUGGUUCCGGAGCGACGGCUACCGCAAAUAGUACAAAUGCAGCCUGCAUAAAUAGCUACGCGGGUGUGUUGCGUGGCCGCUCGCCAGACUCCAUGUCAGGUACUGAGUCAGAGAAGUAUCAAGAGAUGAUAGCGGCGACGGAAAGCCCACCGAAGGGCGGCGGCCCGUUCCGUCUGGACGACGAUACCGAAUUUCCACCUGUCACGCAAAGGACAGACUGAGCGUAACGCAUACAAUUAAGGCAUAUCAAAAGCUCAAGACAAACAGAGGAGAUAAGAAAGUCGUGCAAAAGCAACGAUCGUGACAAGCGAAGGGAGGCAUAGAGUGCAGAGGACGUCCAGUAUUUCAGACGGCCGUAUAUCUAGUACUCCGAGUUCAGUAGAACCCAAAAAAGAAAGGAAAAAAAAAAAAACACUCCGUAGGCGAUAUUACCGAGAAUGUUACAUAUCUAGUACACACUAAAGAUCUAGAUAAAUUGUACGUUAGUCGUUCUAUAAGAAGUGGUCACUGAAUCGGUUUUAUAUAUAUAUAUAUAUAUAUAUAAAAUAUAGUCGGAAAAAUCAAUGCGCACCACAGAAGAAGGAAAAGUACUUCUGAGUAACACUCUCGGUCAUAUUACCGAGCUAUCGGAUUAAACAGAAAUUUCUUUCAUCAUUUGUUAGCGCGACGUUGCAUUCGUGGAUGCAACAUCGAGCGAAGAAUAUAGUAAUCCAAUGAUAACGAUUUUGAAGUGUUUGUCGUAGAAAUUACACGACGAGAAAUCUUUUACGAAAUUUACACGAGGCGUUACUUGUAUCAGCAAAGCUAUUUUUACAAUUAGACGUAUCUAUACAAAAAAAAAAGUGUUUUUAUCAUAGCCUAAGAAGCUCAAGAUAGCAUAUUCUAAUUUCGAAAUCCGACUUUUAUGCGAGAUUCAGCGAUAAAUAAUUGUGAAAUCACGGACCAGCGUAAUUAAAUCUGCUUUUUUUUGAAUAAAUAUCAUAUCUGUCUCCAUUCGAAACGAAUCAGAAAAAUGAUAACUACGGAUAGUAUAUUUGAAUUUUAUUAAACAAUAAUUUAAGAUAGUUUUAGGCAAAAGUUUGGAAAAUCUGAGAAUGUUAUACUGAAAUAAUUGCCACGCUGUAAACGAAUAUGCUCCUUUUAGAGACUUGACGCGUUUUUCUUUCUUUUCCUUUUUUUUUAUAAUUCUAUAAUAACGGCUAAGCCGACAUUUGAAUGUUGACAUAUCCAUAUUCUGAUGAGGAAUGUAUUAUUAAUAAAUUUUCCACCAUUGUCAAGUAAAACCUACAUUAUGUUCAACAUGUUUAUGUAAAUUAUGCCUAAAAAAUAAUAUAAAUAAAAUUGAAUUUCUAUUUUUUGCCCUGUCACAUGAAAAUUUAGAGCGUAUGCUUGAAAUAUAGCUUGCGUCGAUUGUUCAUUGGAUUGCUAUAUUUUUUGAAUCUUUGUCUUCUGUGUUCAACAAAGAAAGCUCAUCUUUUUUGUCCGGCCAAAGAUGUAAGGGCAUAUAUAUAUAUAUAUAUGUGUGGAAAAUUGCCGAACGAUGAGCUUCGAUUGUAAUUCUUGUAUAAAAUGUAAGAUCUCGCAAACAUAUGUUAGCUUCUUGUGAAAAAAGACGCAAAUAUGAUCAGAUCGUAUUUCGCCAAAAACAUUUUUUAAACGAUACAUUACUUUGGCAUUUAGAGUUGAAAAGUACUCUUUGUACUGGCAUUCGAAAGUACUUUUUAAAGACACGUUACUUUGACAGAGAUUCUAGAGUUUGAAAGGCUUUUACGUGAUAACUAUGAGACAAUGAAGUAAUGACAACUGAUAACGCGAACAUACAAAGUAUUUUAAAAGCGUGAGAAAAGAAUUCAUUCCACUUCCUUUAAAAUGCGAAAUAAUUCUAGAACGCAUCAUCUCACGUCAGCGGAAUAACUUUCUAAGCUACAUAUUGAAUUUUGAUUCUGUAAAAAGUUUACAUCUUAUUAUCCGACGUCACACACUAUGUUGUGUCUUAUGUUUUAUCUCAGGCGAAUAUUACAUUAUAAUCGUAUCAAAUGUGCAAUAAGUCUCUUCGAGUGCUUCGCAUCGAUUAUUAAAAAUUGUCAUGACAUGUCAUUUGUAUAAAUAGCUAACCAGCGAUAGGGACAGAGAAAUCUUUGAUAUAUUCGUGUUUUCGUUAUUACCGAGACUCCGAGCUUGAUUGUGAAUAAAAAAAUUUCUCCACUGAUCGGUGCCAAUUUACCCGAAUGUAAGAUGACACUGGCGCUGGCGAAGACGUUUUAUCGUUAUAUGAUUAAGUGAAGCACAGCUGCGUUUGUUUCAUAAUUCUCCGUAGCGUAAUUGUGUAAUUUAAUGGAUCUUAUAGUAUCUCCAAUUACAAUAGAAAAUUUCUUUCGUGUGAACUGAAGUGUUCGGCGCGAUCGUGAGUAUGUCAGUAUCGUAGAUCCAUGAUGUGUCAUGUCGUUACGGCGGUUUUAUACUAACGAGUUUUAUUUGGUAAAUAGUCUUACUUUUAUAAAGAUAAAUAAGAGCGUUAAUAACCAAUGUACAUAUAUGAACGUGCUAAGGCUUAAGCUUUGAACGUCAUUGCAUAUGAAGUUUCUUAUUAAUACACGUGAUUGUGCUGGUCUGUAAAUGGAUAAAAAACUGUGAGUCUCUCUUUA
Molecule: messenger RNA, 4357 nt
Organism: Linepithema humile (Argentine ant)
Lineage: Eukaryota; Metazoa; Arthropoda; Insecta; Hymenoptera; Formicidae
Gene: Atg18a
Product: Autophagy-related 18a
Biological process (GO): protein localization to phagophore assembly site; nucleophagy; protein lipidation
Cellular component (GO): cytosol; extrinsic component of membrane; phagophore assembly site membrane
Molecular function (GO): phosphatidylinositol-3,5-bisphosphate binding; protein binding; phosphatidylinositol-3-phosphate binding
Source: RefSeq, a predicted model, not a curated record